Messenger RNA from Scleropages formosus (Asian bonytongue), 968 nucleotides. RefSeq names its product retinoblastoma binding protein 9 (gene rbbp9). The coding region runs from base 24 to 575 and encodes 183 amino acids. The transcript is spliced from 5 exons. Gene Ontology annotation, molecular function: hydrolase activity. Lineage: Eukaryota; Metazoa; Chordata; Actinopteri; Osteoglossiformes; Osteoglossidae. The record is from RefSeq and is a predicted model, not a curated record.
UGAGAUGCCGACCCGUAGAGAAAAUGAAGUGCCCUAAAGUAGUCAUUGUUCCAGGGAAUGGGGCUGGGGAUGUAGAACACUGCAACUGGUAUGGAUGGACUAAAAAACAGAUCGACCUGAUUGCAGGCGUUACCUGCCUGCUCAGAAACAUGCCUGAUCCAGUGACAGCGAGGGAGAGCAUCUGGCUGCCCUUCAUGGAACAGGGGCUGCACUGUGAUGACAGCACUGUGGUGAUAGGACACAGCUCAGGGGCCGCAGCAGCCAUGAGAUACGCAGAGACGCACAAGUUGUGUGCAAUCGUGCUGGUAGGGGCCUACACCUCCGACCUGGGUGACAGCAAUGAAAGGGAGAGUGGCUAUUUCAGUCGGCCAUGGGAGUGGGAGAAGAUCCGGAGCAAUUGCCAACACAUCGUGCAGUUUGGCUCCACAGAUGACCCCUUCCUGCCCUGGAGUGAGCAGCAACUUGUGGCAGACAGCCUCCAGGCUCACCUGCACAAGUUCACUGAUCGUGGACAUUUCCAGAACUCACAGUUCCCGGAGCUUGUCAGCGCCGUGCAGGAGUUGUUACUUGAGUGAAUGAGUUUUCAAAAAUGAAUAAUAAGAUGGAGAACAAGGCAAGUGUUCAGAGACCCAUCUUGUAUCACUCAACUUUUUCUGCUUCAUUACCCACAAAGUGCAUAUUUUUGGUUUUAGGAGUUAUGCUGGCUAACCUGAGAUGUUACCACAGCCUAACCUAGGUAUAUCAAAUAGAGACAAGAUUAAGGCUGUCAUCAAAUCAGUUAUGCGUAAAUAAGGUGUGAAACAGUGGCUGACUAUUUAGUAUUGAACCCUUCCCAUGCAAGGUUGACUUUACACACAGGUCCUGCUCUGUGUGCGUUUUCCCUGCUUUUGUCCAGGAUUCAUCUUUCAACUUACUUUCUCCUCUUACAUUGCAACGGCAUGCUGUAAAGAUUAACUGGUGACUCCAGA